CCCGGCCCAAAAUGGAAACGUGUGCACCACGCCUAUAUAUAUAAAUAUGUAUGUAUGUAUAACCCUUUACGAAGACCUUCGAACGACGCAGAACCCUCGUGAAUUUCUGUAUCAUCUCAACAAGUGUCUGGUGGGUUUUGUACGAGGUUCGUUCGUUUUUGCGAGAAAUUGUCGCCAUUGUUGAUUUGACUGGGAAACCUUGUGGUUAGGAGUUUUUUGGUUUUCUUGAAAUAACUGUUAAGGAAGUUGCGUUGGUGGAUUUUGGAUGAUAUGUGGUUUAGUAGGAGGCUGCUGUGGAGGGAAAUUCUUUUCCAGAAACAUGUUAAGAUUAAGAAGAGUAAUCGAACGAAUUUGAAGUCGAAACCUAAUGGUAUCGAUGGUGGAAGCUUAAAGAAGCGAAAAAUGGUGCUGAGAGGGGAAGCUAGGGUUAGGAAGAAACAGAGAAUUGGGGGAAAUGCUCCAGUGGAUGAUAGAAAUUCUGAUGUAGCUGUAGAUAAGUUUUCUGAACUUCCAGAUGUGAUCAUCCACCAUAUUUUCUCGUAUAUUCAUAGCACCAAGGAUAUUGUGCGGAACAGCAUUUUGUCGAAGAGGUGGAAAAAUGUUGUUGAUUCGUACCCACUAUUGGAUUUUGAUGAAAGGUUGUUCAUGUUGCGGCAAGGUAAGGUUAAAGGAAGGCACAAUCGAAUUAAAUUGCGGCAGAUUCAAAGAAAGAGUUUCAGAAGAUAUGUUGAGAGGUCAUUAGCAUCAAAACUCGAUUUGAUUCCUUGCAUAGACAAGGUCCGGGUGUACGCUAAAAUUUGUUGCUACAAGAACGUAAAUUUGUAUGAACGUUGGGUUCGAUCUGUCUUGGAGAAGAAUGUGAAGGAGUUGGAAGUCCAUUUUGAUUCAACUGCCAAACAUCUUUUCUUCAUAAAGGAUGUGCUUAAGUCUGCAUCGGUAACUUCCUUGAAAUUUUCGGGAUUAUUUGGUGUCGCUGAGAUGGCUAAUCUGCGUCAACUUUCACUGAAAGAUACAAAUAUAGUCAAUGAGUUAUUUUUCAAGAAAUUUGAAGAAAAAUGCCCAUUGAUAGAGGAUUUGAGGAUUAUCCGUUGCAGCGGAUUUCUAGAGCUAGAUAUUUGUACUCUUUUCAGGCUUAAGAGGGUGGAGGUGCACGAGUGUACCAAUCUUCUUUCCAUUAGAAUUGAGGCAGAAAACCUUGAAACAUUUUGGUAUUAUGGAGGAAGACAUCAGUCCUACUCCUGCUUUAUCAACCUAAAAGGUUCGGGAAAUUUGAAGAAUUUGACAUUAAGGGACCGUAGGAUGACAGAAACUGCAUUUCAAGAUUGCAUUUCUAAGUGCCCCUUGCUCGAGAAGUUGGUGCUUCAGGAAUGUGAUGCCCUGGAGAGACUUUCAAUUCUGAGUAGUACAUUGAAGAGCUUGACCUUAGUUCAGUGUGCCAAUCUACGUGAACCCAAUAUCGAUGCUCCUAAUCUCUACUCCUUCGAGUACCGUGGCCAUAGAAUGUCUUUUCCUUCCAUGAAUGUAUUGGGUAUCCGCUCGGCAAAGUGUUGUUUUGCUCCCGCUCCCAGUAUGACAACAUCUCAAUGCUUUUUCGAUUAUCAUAAGCUUUUUGGAAAGUUUGAUCAGUCUAAGGAUUUUAAAUUGAUCAUUUACAGCAAGCAGAGUAUGAAGAUUUAUGAAGAAGCAAAGGAGGCCUGCCAAGUGCCGCACGUUUUUCGCAAGUUGGAACUGACAUUGUCGGUAGCAAGUGUUUUGAAAAUCGUUGAUAACUGGUUGCGGGAAGACCAUGGGAAGGUUCUCAUGGUAGUAGCUCCCAGAAGUGAAUUGACAAAGGGGUUAAACUCACUGAUUGCGGACAGGGAAAAUAAUCCAAACUGCUGUGGAGCUUAUUCGAACAAAUGUUGGCGACAUUACUUAGCUGAUGUUAAAACAUUAACCUCUACCAGGGCACACAAGACCUAUUAUCAGUUUAAAUGGAAAUCAAGGAAUGGAUCUUUAGCAUGAACUGCCGUUUGUUUUAGGGCAGAUAUGAUGAUCCAAAAAGAUACAGAUUCUAUUGAAAUGAAUGUCUGCAACUUUACAUGUCUAAUAUCAAAAACGAUUGUUGUUUUUCA
Andrographis paniculata is the source of this 2114-nucleotide messenger RNA. RefSeq names its product putative F-box/LRR-repeat protein At5g02930. Gene Ontology annotation, molecular function: protein binding. The transcript is spliced from 4 exons. Bases 271 to 2004 code for a protein of 577 amino acids. Lineage: Eukaryota; Viridiplantae; Streptophyta; Magnoliopsida; Lamiales; Acanthaceae. The record is from RefSeq and is a predicted model, not a curated record.